UAACGGAAGUUUGAAAUUACGCGCCACAAAUGUCAUGGAUAAAAAAAAAUAUUCCACCAUAACAUUGGAGUUGUGUAUGAAUUGUUAUUUGGCCACAGGAUUGUUGAACGCUUUAUAACACAAUUUGACUUUUUGGAAGUAAAAUGUCUUUACUCAAACCAUUUAGUAAACUUCCUGGACUAAACACGGCGAACAUACUGCUGGUGGAGAACGAAGAGCAAUUUCAGCAGAAGUUAGCUGACACUGUUGUUCUUCAAGAGAAGACUGUCAACGUCAAUGUAAGGUUGGCCAGAAGCCUCCCACUCCCCAUGGAAAAUGAGGAGUCUCGGCCGCGGAUAGAUCUGGUGGUUUUCAUCAUUCACCUAACCUCAGAGCUCAGCUUCCAGUCAGCAGAGACCUCCCUCAAGUAUUUAGACCCAGGUUACUUCCAGGGCAAAGUCUGCUUCCUGGUUACCAGUGCUCGUAAUGUGUCAGUGCCCCCUGAGCGGCUGGUCUCUGUGAGGACGCUGGCUGCAUCCCUCCACUGCCCCUUAUUGUGUGCAGAGGAUCAGACAACAGAGGGGGUGACCACGGCAGCAUGCCGAUUACUGGCAAUUCUCAAGGUAGCGGCCGGUCUUGUCCCUAUGGCAACUGGUCUCUACCUGUCCACCUUGACCCGCUGCACUGUGCCCUCUGACAUUGACCAGCAGAAUUUUGAGUGAUCUUUAACCCAGUCCAGAACAUCACCUGGACGAGCCAAGUCUGGUUGACCAGGUAGUUACAUGGACUGUUACUUGUGCUCAAUAGCUAUUGCGGUCUCUAAAACAGAUAAACGUAACAGGUUUAUAUAGAGUGGACUGCAUGUGAUAACAUUAACAUUUUGUUUGUAUAUACAGUUUGUUUACCAUGCACUUAGUACCUUUUAAAAAAUACAUUUUUGGUUUUGUUCACAUUGUAAACUUUUAACCAUUUACAUUUUUUUGUGGCUUUGAUCUCAUUUGUAAAGGAAAUGGUCUGGUAUCGUUGUAAAUAUAAUUGACGUUACACACUAACCUUACUUUUUUAGAAUGUCUCUUGUUGCUGUGUCAAUAUACUGACAUUAGGUGGAGUGCCUGCUGCCUGGCGAAAGCCGUUGGUUCAAUGCCUCCAAAUUGCUUUCUGGUUGCUAUAGAAACAGGAUGAUAGAAAGGAUGUGGUUUUCUGAGAUACGCCCAACAGUGACAAUUGAACCAUGCAAUUGAUGUCCCCUUAUCUUUCAUUAUGUAGUGUUUCUUUGACCUACGUGAGAAAUAAACGGCUUAGCUAGUUGAUACAAUCUUAAAGAUGCUUUUAUCAAGGUUUUGUAAAAUUUCAGCCAGUAGUUUUAAAAGUACUCGAGUCAAAAUAGGUUCCUGAAAAUUGUGUACAACGUCAACCAUUUUGUAUGCAAUUUUUUUUAAAUAACACAAUUCUUGCAAUAUGUUACAAAUGUGUUUGUGCUUAAGAUCCUGUUAAACCUUUUUAAUUGUGAACCAGCUAUUUGCAGACUCCUGACCUCCUCACUCCUACCCGUCUCCCUCCUCCCACCUAUUUCCUCCAUCCCUAAACUCUAAGUUCACAUCCCCUUCCUGUUCAGAUCAGGUAUUUUGAUAACCCUAGGUUGAAGAUCUCCAGUGUGCUAUCCCACUGGACAAAGACAUCAGUUCAACGUCAUUUGAUUGAGUUUUCAACUAACAUAAAUUCAACAUGAAAUAACAUAUUUGAACCAUGUAACUGGAUUUAGGUUUUAAAGUUGGGUCAAAAAACAGAAACAUUCCCGAAAUCCCUUUACAUUGACUACUUUUUUUGCAUAUCCAAUAAGUUUUCCACAUUGAUUCAACAUCAUCAAAUGUAUUUUGUUGUAUUUGAAAUGGCGUAGAAACAACAUGCAGUUGAAGUCGGAUGUUUACAUACACCUUA
Oncorhynchus gorbuscha (pink salmon) is the source of this 1917-nucleotide messenger RNA. Its product is annotated as centromere protein M-like. Lineage: Eukaryota; Metazoa; Chordata; Actinopteri; Salmoniformes; Salmonidae. Bases 144 to 701 code for a protein of 185 amino acids. The record is from RefSeq and is a predicted model, not a curated record. The transcript is spliced from 6 exons.